This is a messenger RNA of Papilio xuthus (Asian swallowtail), 2116 nucleotides long. It is a transcript of the gene Cad96Cb, whose product is annotated as protocadherin Fat 4-like Cad96Ca. The record is from RefSeq and is a predicted model, not a curated record. Gene Ontology annotation, biological process: homophilic cell-cell adhesion. The transcript is spliced from 14 exons. Gene Ontology annotation, molecular function: calcium ion binding. Gene Ontology annotation, cellular component: plasma membrane. Bases 260 to 2116 code for a protein of 618 amino acids. NCBI's taxonomy places the organism in Eukaryota, Metazoa, Arthropoda, Insecta, Lepidoptera, Papilionidae.
UGACGAUAACACACCGCAUCGUGUGACCAUCAUACCACGACCGCGACUGUAUACACUCGUAAACUUUAAUUUUAACUGUUUAAUAAGUUUAUAUUUUUUGUGUGAAGUUAUUAAGUGAAUAUUCUAUGUGCUGUGGGUUUUAUGCAAUGUUUUUCUUAUAGACGGCGCGUCGUAAAAGCAGCACGGACGAAGCGGGACGCAGUCCAGGGGACCAGGUCCAGUGCGGUGCGGUGCGGUGGCGGCAUGGUUCGGUAGCAAUAUGGCGCUACCGCUAUGGAUAGCCGCACUAGUGAUCGUGGCGCCCUCUGUAUGGACACAAGCGAUCCAGGACAGCCGGUGCUAUCUGAUGAAUGGCGGCGCCGUGGAGAGCUUUUUCAUCAGCGAGGACACACCCGUCAGCAGCGUCAUUGGCACCCUGAGUGUGAACGGCGACCCCAGCGGGGAGGGAGACAUCGCACUGUCGGUGUCGGAGCGCGGCGCGGGGCUGGUGAUCGCGCCCGGCACCAAGAACCUGACGCUGGCGCGCGCGCUGGACCGCGAGGAGCAAGCCGGCCCCAGCAGCCUCUACGUCAACGUGCGCUGCGAGCGUCGCCACACCACCGACCCGAGCUUCUUGAUCCCCGUGUCGGUGCGGGUGUGGGACGUGAACGACAACGCGCCAGUGUGGCGCGGGGCGCCGUACCGCGCGCGCGUGUCGGAGCUGGCGGCGGUGGGGGCGCGCGUGCUGGCCGCGCCCGCAGCCGACGCCGACCAGCCCGGCCCGCACGCCACCGUGCACUACGCAGUGCUGCCCGGACCCUAUAGCGAGUACAUCGGGUUCGCGAACGAGCUGGACAGCAUGCUGGUGGUGAAGAAGCCGCUGGACUACGAGAGCGUGCGCAACUUCACAGUGCGGCUGCGCGCGCAGGACCAGGGCGCGCCCCCGCGGUACAACGACACCGAGCUAUAUGUGCAGGUGCUGGACGCAGACGACCAGAACCCCAAGUUCACGCAUGACCACUACACGGCCGUCCUGCCCGAUGAUAUGAAGGAGGGCACGGUGCUGGAGACGCUGCCGGGGCCGAUCUCCGCGGAGGACCAGGAUGCGGGCAUCCGGGCGCCGCUGCAGUACUCGCUGGGCGGCGCGGGGGCGGGUGUGGGGGCGGGGGCGGGGGUCACAGUGGAGCGCGACACCGGCCGCGUGGCUGCCACCAGCUUGCUGCUCGACCUGGACCUGCCCCUCACUGUUGUCAUCAAGGCGACGCAGGUGGACAACCCGGACAGGUACGCGCUGGCCGCGCUGGAGGUGUCGCGGGGGGCGCGGGGGGCGGCGCGGCGCGUGCGCUUCCUGCGCCGGGAGUACGCCGCUCGAGUGCGGGAGGACACCGCGCCCGGCCUCGCCCUCCUCGCCCUCCACACCGCGCCCGCUCAGAACCCGCUGCAGUUCUACGUGUCGGACAAGAGCUUCCUGGACAAGUUCGCGAUCAACGGCGCGGGCGAGGUGCUGCUGCGCCGCGCGCUCGACUACGAGACCGCGCAACUAUACCACUACCAGGUCAUGGUCACCGACGGACUCUCCAACGACACGGCGUCGGUGAAUAUAAGCGUGAUAGACGUGAACGAGUGGGAGCCGCGCUUCCGCUUCCCGCACUACGAGUUCCGCGUCGACGUGAACUCAUCCCCCCACACCUCGCCCGCGCAACAUCACCACCUCGACUUCGCGAGCAGCGGCAUCAGAAGUGUGGAGGAGGGCGCGGAGGAGCAGGGCGAUGCCGCAGGAGACGUGCGCGUGGGUCGUCUGGACGUGCACGACGGCGACGGGGCAGACACUGUGGACAUCUCCCUGCGCGGACCUGACGCUGAAAUCCUGUACGUGAGGGAGGGCGGGGAGCUGUUCCUGCGGCGGUCCGCGCUGUCCGCCCUCAACUCCUCCGUGCUGCACGUGGUGGCCACCGCCGUGGACUCCGGCACUCCGCCCCGGCAGACGUCGGUGCCGGUGUCGGUGCACGUGUCGGGCGGUGCGGCGGCCGGGGGCGAGCGGGGAGCACGCGCGGCCGUGCUGGGCGGGUUCGCGGCCGCGCUGGCGCUGCUGCUGCUGCUGGUGCUGGUGCUGCUCGCCUACAUCUGCCAUGCGUAA